AUGGUUAUGUUCAUAUCAGAUAAUGAAAGUUUCAAUCCUUCACUUUGGGAAGAACAAAGGAAACAGCGAGCUCAGGUGGCUUUUGAAUGUGAUGAAGACAAAGAUGAAAGGGAGGCACCACCCAGGGAGGGCAAUUUGAAGAGGUACCCAACACCUUACCCUGAUGAGCUGAAGAAUAUGGUCAAAACAGUUCAGACAAUAGUACACAGAUUGAAAGAUGAAGAAAACGCAGAAGAUGCUCAUAAAGACACAAAGCAAGAAAAUCAGCAAGUUUUAGUGAAGGAUGUGGGUGUAAAGACUUCAGAAAUCACUACAGCAAAGAAGAAAACAGAAAAUGAGCAGACUAUCAUGAUGGGAAAUUGCUUGCAGAAGCCUAAUGAACUAGAGGCUGAGAAUAGCUCUGGAAACUCACAGAUGAAUGCCCAAGUUAAAACCUCAGAAAAUGCAGUGCCGAUCGCGAAUCACGAAGACAUGCCUGAGGAGUCAGAAGACCUCUCCUCUGAUGAAGAAAUGAAGAUAGCAGAAAUGAGGCCACCAUUGAUAGAAACUUCCAUUAAUCAACCAAAAGUGGUAGCCCUUGGUAGCAGCAAAAAAG
This is a messenger RNA of Gekko japonicus, 595 nucleotides long. RefSeq names its product protein LAP2-like. The annotation marks the transcript as partial. Lineage: Eukaryota; Metazoa; Chordata; Lepidosauria; Squamata; Gekkonidae. The record is from RefSeq and is a predicted model, not a curated record. The transcript has 5 exons.